This is a messenger RNA of Colius striatus (speckled mousebird), 2565 nucleotides long. It is a transcript of the gene SKOR1, whose product is annotated as SKI family transcriptional corepressor 1. The coding region runs from base 1 to 2565 and encodes 854 amino acids. Gene Ontology annotation, molecular function: RNA polymerase II cis-regulatory region sequence-specific DNA binding; SMAD binding; DNA-binding transcription factor activity, RNA polymerase II-specific. The transcript has 8 exons. Gene Ontology annotation, cellular component: transcription regulator complex; nucleus. NCBI's taxonomy places the organism in Eukaryota, Metazoa, Chordata, Aves, Coliiformes, Coliidae. Gene Ontology annotation, biological process: negative regulation of transcription by RNA polymerase II; negative regulation of BMP signaling pathway. The record is from RefSeq and is a predicted model, not a curated record.
AUGGAGGCGAUCGCCAGUCAGAUGGGAAAUGGGAGAGAUGCAAGCUCCUCCCCAAAUUCAAAGCAAGAGCUGCAGCCGUACCAGGGCUCCAAUACCCUCAAGCCCAACCAAGUGGGUGAGACCUCUCUGUACGGCGUGCCCAUCGUGUCCCUGGUCAUCGACGGGCAGGAGCGGCUGUGCCUGGCGCAGAUCUCCAACACGCUGCUCAAGAACUACAGCUACAAUGAGAUCCACAACCGGCGGGUGGCCCUGGGCAUCACCUGCGUGCAGUGCACGCCGGUGCAGCUGGAGAUCCUGCGGCGGGCCGGGGCCAUGCCCAUCUCCUCCCGCCGCUGCGGCAUGAUCACCAAGCGGGAGGCGGAGCGGCUCUGCAAGUCCUUCCUGGGCGAGCACAAGCCCCCUAAACUGCCCGAGAACUUCGCCUUCGACGUGGUGCACGAAUGCGCCUGGGGCUCCCGGGGCAGCUUCAUCCCGGCCCGCUACAACAGCUCCCGCGCCAAGUGCAUCAAGUGCAGCUACUGCAGCAUGUACUUCUCCCCCAACAAGUUCAUCUUCCACUCCCACCGCACUCCGGACUCCAAGUACACGCAGCCCGACGCCGCCAACUUCAACUCCUGGCGCCGCCACCUCAAGCUCAGCGACAAGACGGCCACGGAGGAGCUGUCGCACGCCUGGGAGGAUGUCAAGGCCAUGUUUAACGGCGGCACCCGCAAGCGGACCUUCUCCCUGCAAGGGGCGGCCGCCGGCGGGCCCGGCGCCGGUUCCCCGGCCGCCAAGGCCGCGCUGCACCCGCCGCCGCCCGCCGGCCCCGAGCUGGCCCCGGCGCACAAGAGCCUGCGCUGCAGCGGGCAGGAGCCGGCGGGCGAGCGCGGCGCGCUGGGGCUGCCGUCGGCGCACGGCGGCACGGCGGGCGGGCACGGCGGGGCGGGCGCGGUGCGCAGCUACCCGGUGAUCCCGGUGCCCAGCAAGGGCUUCGGGAUGCUGCAGAAGCUGCCGCCGCCGCUCUUCCCCCACCCCUACGGCUUCCCCGCGGCCGCUUUCGGACUCUGCCCCAAGAAGCAGGAGGACGCGCUGGGCGGCGCGGGGGGCGGCGAGGCGGGCAAAGGCGGAGCGCUGCCCCCCGGCAUGUUCUGGGGCCCCCCGCACCCCCACCCGCACCAACCGGCCCAGCCUCCCCACCAGCCCGGCGCCGCCAAGGACGCCGGCGUCUACCCCUCCUUCCCCGUGUUCUGGCCGGCCGCCGGCAGCCUGCCCGUGCCGCCCUACCCGGCGCAGAGCCAGGCCAAGGCGGCGGCCACGGCCGUGGUGGUGGCCGCGGCGGCGGCGGCGGCGGCGGCGGCGGCCGAACCGCCGGGUCUGUCGGGCCGGCACGGCGAGCUGGAGGGCUCGGAGCCGUCGGGCAGCGGGAGGAGCAGCGCGACCCCCCAGGAGGGCGCCGGGGCGGAGGGCGAGCGCUGCCCCAGCGCCUUGUCGCGGGCUGCGGGCGAGGAGGAGCGCUCCGGGGACGAGGCGCUGCUCCCCCCGCUGCCCCUGCCCAGGAAGGGCAGCUACCUCUCCGCCUUCCGCCCGGUGGUGAAGGACGCCGAGAGCAUCGCCAAGCUCUACGGCACCCGGGAGGCGUACGGCGGCGCGGCGCCCCGCGGGCCCGGCUACCUCUCCCCGGACUUCCUCAGCGAGGGCAGCUCCAGCUACCGCUCGCUCUCCCCCGGAGGGGACACGGCCGAGGAGCCCGAGGUGGACGUGGAGUCCAACCGCUUCCCUGAAGACGAGGAAGAGGAGGACGCCGCCGCUGCCGCCGCCGCCGCCGCCCCGCACGCCGAGGGCCGGGAGCCGCCGCCGCCGCGGCUGUUGGCCGGGCCCGACGAACCGCCGCCCGACGGGCCCGAGGAGAAGGCGGGCGAAGCGGCGCUGCAGGAGGCUGUCCAGCCGCCCGACGGCAGCCCCGAGCGGAGCAGCAGCAGAGGCGCCUACGAGGUGUACGCGCCGGAGCGGGGGGAGCAGCUGCAGCAGCUGAAGAGCGCCGCGUCCCUCGGAGCCCCGGCCGCCUACCUGUGCACCCCCGAGGCGAAGGAGCAAGAUAAAGAAGACAAUCACUCCGCGGCAGAGGAUUUAGAGACCAGAAAAUCCUAUCAGGACCAAAGGAAUGUCUCUCAUCCCAGCCCUGUAAAUACCGACAGAGGAGAAGACGGCCUCAGCAUGGAUGUCGCCGGGUCGCAGCUGGUGGAGAAGGACAUCGAAAAUUUGGCCCGAGAUGAGUUACAAAAACUGGUCCUAGAGCAAAUGGAGCUGAGGAAAAAACUGGAGAGGGACUUCCAGAGCCUGAAAGAUAACUUCCAGGACCAGAUGAAGCGGGAGCUGGCGUACCGCGAGGAGAUGGUGCAGCAGCUGCAGAUUGUCCGGGACACGCUGUGCAACGAGCUGGACCAGGAGAGGAAAGCGCGCUACGCCAUCCAGCAGAAAUUGAAAGAGGCCCACGACGCGCUGCAUCACUUCUCCUGCAAAAUGCUGACCCCGCGGCACUGCACGGGGAACUGCUCCUUCAAGCCGCCGCUGCUGCCCCAGUGA